Marchantia polymorpha subsp. ruderalis is the source of this 2167-nucleotide messenger RNA. Lineage: Eukaryota; Viridiplantae; Streptophyta; Marchantiopsida; Marchantiales; Marchantiaceae. The record is from the annotation of a GenBank genome assembly.
CUUUGGAAGUGGAUGGAACACCUUCUUACCCCGAAUCUUCUGACAGGACCAUCUUGCAAGGCGACGCGCUACCUGCACUACGUAGGCCCCCACAUUGGGAUUCUCGUUGCAGCUCGAGGAACUCUAAACGCCAUCUGUGAUCCCAGAGUGCCCAGACGAUAAUCUAAUAUUCAACUAGAAUUGAGGAUCUCUCUCGACCAAUUUCUACUCUUGGAUUGUUCAAAUUAGACAGUCCCAGACUCGGCUUCAUCCGCGCCGCGUAUGCACAAUUCAACAAAAAUCGAGAACAUUGACAUCUGCAGGUGCUCGAUGCAUGGGCAUUCUUUGAUCGACCCUUCGCUUGCCUGUCUCGUGGUUGGUCGAGGAACAGUCAAACGAUCUUUUAUAGCGACCAUAGUGCUGUGUAAAUAUGUGAAUGCAUGCGCGGAUGUAGUGUGAGGUAGUUUGAGAGCCGAGAUGACCCCGUGCCGGAUUAUCAAAUGUUCACAGAACGAGAGUACGAGUAGAGCUCAGCGCGAUCACAGAAUAAGCCCCGCCGAGCUAGAAAAACGAUUCCAGGAGCUAUCGGCAGUUCUGCAAAAGGCGCGAGAUUCUUUCAGCUGUCGAUUGGACGAAGACCAACAGAACCCUCUGGUAGAGCUGCGCACGCGCUUGUUCAAAGCCAAAGAUCGCUUCCAAUCUCGGCUGGCUAUGGCUGAGAGGUUCCCAGACCCCGGAGGCUUCUACCCCGUGGAACCAGAGAAUCCGUUCCAGGAACUGCGAUCCGUGUUGAGAAGCGCCAGAGUCAACUUCGUUCCUCUCUUGGAUCAAUACAUUCUGGACAACAACAGCAGCAGAAGCAGCAGCCAAGGAUGGAGUUCGAGUCACAGUCGUUCGGAUGGAAGAGGAAAGAAUCCCUUUUCCGGACAGCCUCCGCCAAUUGAGAAUCUGAAACUGGACGAUGACAAUGAUGUGAAUUCGUUCCCACAUCGACUGCAUUGGCUACUGGAGGAGGAAACGCGUUCCAGACGCAGGCAACUUGAGGCGGACCUGGAUUCCCGAGACCCAGUAAAAGAUGCUGCUGUCGCCUCUUCCUCGCCUGCUGAGCGAUUGGACUCGCUCAUCAAUGAGGAGUUGAAUCGCAAGAGGGGGCCAGGCCUUGAUCGUAAAAAUUUCCUUUGAAGGUUUCGGAGAGAUCAUGGCUGGAGCAAGUUCCGAACUUCGGGCGUACCAAUUUGUGGGAUCACGACAGACGAAAUCUGGUCGCCGAAAGUUUUCUCAUCCCCGGCAGGAUGUCACCGUGAUCCUUCUCCCUUACAGAUCGUGUGGAGCUCAUUCUAGUUUACAUUCUGAACACGUUCACGGGAGAAUGAAAGUUUAUUUUCAAGUGGAAUCCCCACAUCACACCUUGCAGAUUUUACACAUGCAUGGUCAGAGAGCUGGCUCCUCGAGAACUUCUCGAGACCAGGAAUCUUCUCGGUUAUGAAUGCUGCGAAGAUAGUCUGAUGGUAUUCGGGAAUCGAAUUAACCAGCAUCCAAAGGCAGUGGAGCGUGCGAUGGUUUAGCUCGAUCAAAUGCUGGGCACCGGAAUUCAUGGACCGUGUGAAGCUAAUUAUCCAGCGAGGCGGUACAAUACUGGAGGAAUCAGGCCAAUCUAGAGCAUUUGUGCUGGAGAUUUCAGGAGAAGGUAUUCGGGCUCGUAUUUUUCAAUUUUUGCCUUAGAUACCUCGUUUCCGUCUCCAGCUUCAGUCCACUCCUUCAUUGGGGUCGUUACAAAUACACGCUUGCCUUGAUGUGUUUCACCACAUCACAGCUCGAGGUUCCCCACCUCAUCUUCUCUGCCUGAAAUAAACGAUAGCAUCAGAUCAAGUGAAGAAGAGAGAAUUCAGAAACAAAUUGAGGUUCUGGAUAUGCCCUUCUAUUUCCAAAUACAGGACAUCAGCUCGGCAUCUUCACUCUGAUAGCAUUUAACGACAUCAUCGGAUAAUGAUUCACAAAGCCCAUGUCCAAAGUUUCCGUUGAUAGUCUUCCAUCAGAAUAUAAAACAUGUUACUCCAUCUUUCGAAUUCGGAAUUUGCUCCUGAAGUAAAACUUUUCUCGCUUUAGCAUAACCUAUAAGUUGGGUUUGGAACCGGAGGACAGGAUGUUUACACACUCAUCAUUGCCUCAAAUUUUACGAGUGUUAUUU